Messenger RNA from Fopius arisanus, 2260 nucleotides. RefSeq lists its product as uncharacterized. The record is from RefSeq and is a predicted model, not a curated record. Bases 1 to 645 code for a protein of 214 amino acids. NCBI's taxonomy places the organism in Eukaryota, Metazoa, Arthropoda, Insecta, Hymenoptera, Braconidae. The transcript is spliced from 3 exons.
AUGCAACCCAACAACGGAGAAGUACCCGAUAGCGAGAGUGUGGAUGGUGGUAACGAGGACAGUCGACCUGGUGAUACAAAUCGUUACAUAAAGGCAGAGAGAAUCAGUGGCAUUCACUUCCUCACGGAUCAGGAUGAGGAUGAGAGGGUGGAACUCCUGGUGCCAAAGUCCGAGGCGAGUGACACCGAGCCAGAAGUGAAAAAACAGUUUUACAAGCUGCUGGAAUACCUCAUACAAAACGACGGUUCCGUAGUCUGCAAGUGGUGCGGUGAGGUGUUGCCGUCGAGGACGAGGUGGUACAGGCACAAGUACAAACUACAUGUCACCAGCCAAGUCACACAGCCCGCACCCCUCUUCAAGUGCCACAGCUGCAAUGCCUACUUCAAAUCAAGGAAGGGUUACAUCGGCCACCUCAGCUCCAGACAUUCAGAUAAUGAGAAUGAUGAGAACAGGGAGGAGGCGGCUAAUAAAAAGUCACGGAGAUCCUCAGACUUGGGAAAAGGACCAGAUUGGGAGCAACAGCGGGAGAAAGAGGAGAAGCUCGUUGCGGAUAUAAUAGAUCGAGUAAAACGUGAAUGCGAGGCCCAGGGUGAGACUGUAACCAGAAGAGGUUAUUCCAGACGCUCCACUGUUAUGAACAGCUGAAUUAAUGACGAAUCAUUGAAAAUAUCCAGUGCCAAAUCACGUCUUCUCAAGCCGAAACACUGAGACCAUUUUUCUGGUAUGAAGUUCCAUGUAAAAAAAAAUCUAGUCUCCACUUCGCUGUGAAUACGAAAGAGAUAUUUAUUUGUAAAUAACAAGAAACGAUUGCGAUAUUUCCCUCGUAAAUCAGUGCCAAAUGAAUCUACAGAUCGGGUGAAUGAAAUCUUAAUUAAUGAAUUUUAAAGUACCUAUUGAUUAAUUAUACAAAUCUCAGACACACGACAUUGUGCGCUCGCUUCAGAGAGCGAUCGUUUGCUCAAGUGUGCAAUAUUUACGAUUAUGGAAUUACGAGAAUGACAUUAUUUGUUCUUGGGUAAUACUCAGUAUUUAAUGAUUUAAUUCACUAAUGAAGUGGUAAAGGUACGGUAAAUGCAUUUGUCAUUUUUUUUCAUGAAUUAUCUGAGUAACGAGUGGAUCUAUCGGAAAAAGUGAUAAGAAAUUUUCUGUAGCCGGUGAGAUCUUCUACAAAAAAGUUCUACAACAUUUUUUACUGACUCCACUCGUUCUCAGGAUAAAUAGAAAAGAAAUAAGAGAAGCAUUUCGUAUCCAAUUAACGACUUUAUUAAUUAAUUAAUCAAUCCUAGUUCUCAUUAGUGAUCUGGAGCCCCUGAAAAAUGAAUCUUCCUCGGUGUCUCCUGACACUCCAGUGUCGAUACUAAUUGGAUAGAUAAGUGAAAAAUAGAUAGAUUUCCUCGAAAAAAAAAAUUCAAGAAUCUAGAGUAAAGUUUUAGACAGAGUAAAAGAGAUGGUGUGACGAAGGGAAAACAUUGUCCAUUUUAUUUGGGAUAAUAUCGAAAGUAUUUUAUUCCCCCGGGGCUGGGAUUAAAUUCAAAGGACGAUCGAGUUUUAUCUUAUUUACAAGGAUGAGCUUGAGCGAGUCACCGUGAAAACAGAUCGUCUUUGAAUUUAUCAGUUCGCGUCAAUGUACAGCUAACGAAAAAUAAUUAAAUUGUAAUUAGGACUUGCUCAUCCUCUUCUUCCUCUAAUUUUCGUGACUGACGAGUACUUCCACGAAUUCAUCGCUCGUUAAUUACCACUGAAUAAUGAAUUGUGCAAUAAUUGAAGUUAAAACGAGAUAAGAAAACAGUAAGGCUGAUCUUCCACAUAGAGGAACGCGUUGAGCUCGUGCCAAAUAAAGUGAGAGUGUAUAUUAAUAUAUCAAUGAAAUUAUAUUUAUUUGUUUACAAUGAAGUGAGUAAAUGGCACAGCUGGGUUGAGGGUACUAUAUACGUAAUAGUUUGAUAAUUUCGAUGCGGGUGAUGAUGAUUGAACAAAUGCCGGGAAUAAAAAAAGCAAUAAGUACCUCUGUAAAUCCGUUCGUCCUGAACUAUUUCAGAUGAUUAUGUCUAAAUUAAAAAAAUCAAAAUGUUGAUGCUAUCGUGACAACAAUCGCCGGAUUACAAUGACUAAUCUUUUAAAAUCAAAGGAAUUAUCUUGAAAGAGAAUAACCAUGUGAAUUAUACUCUUAAAAAAAGAAGAUAAUAAAAAUCAAAAACUCGAUGAUCAAUUGAUCACUUUGACUUUUUAUUCUACCAUUCGUGUUUUUUUAUUUGUUUAA